Plodia interpunctella (Indianmeal moth) is the source of this 2115-nucleotide messenger RNA. It is a transcript of the gene Exd2, whose product is annotated as Exonuclease 3'-5' domain-containing 2. NCBI's taxonomy places the organism in Eukaryota, Metazoa, Arthropoda, Insecta, Lepidoptera, Pyralidae. Gene Ontology annotation, molecular function: 3'-5' exonuclease activity; nucleic acid binding. The record is from RefSeq and is a predicted model, not a curated record. The transcript is spliced from 10 exons. Gene Ontology annotation, biological process: nucleobase-containing compound metabolic process. The coding region runs from base 188 to 1909 and encodes 573 amino acids. Gene Ontology annotation, cellular component: nucleus; cytoplasm.
UCAUACCUGUAUUUUGUUUGUUUUGCAAUGCAACAAAAUUUGCUUGCUUGCAUGCAGUGUGUAUGCAGUCAUGUGUUGAUUGAGAGGUUGUUUAUGUAUGCAAAGUUUUGAAUGCAUAAUGCAUUUUUGUAUCACAAAUUGCAAUAUGUAUGUUAACUAAAGUUUUCCAGACAAUAAUAAUUGUAGAAUGAAUAAUUAUUCCAAAAUAAAAUUGUAUAUAGCAUCUGCAGGCAUCUUGUUGGGUUGUGCCGGUACAACAUAUUUAUUUUGGAGAUAUAAGCGGCGACUGCGUGAUGCUGCAGAUGCUUUUAAUUAUUUAACUAUAAAAACUGUAUGUAGUGAGAAUGAGUGUAAAGAAGUUAUUGAAGAAUUGCAAAGGAGAUGCAGCACCUUUAGAUCUAUUGGUUUUGACUGUGAAUGGGUAUCUGACCAUGGCUCCAGAAGGCCUGUGGCCCUGGUCCAGUUGUCCUCAUAUGAUGGCUACUGCGGUCUUUUCCGACUCAGUAAAUUGGCAACUGUACCUUCAUCGUUGAAGGAACUGCUAGAAGACAAGCAUAUAUACAAAGUCGGUGUCAGUCCAAUGGACGAUGCGAAAUAUCUAUUUCAGGACUAUAAUGUGGCUCUGAAGUCAACUUUAGAUAUCCGCCACAUUGCCCACCUUUGUGGACAGCAUCCGGGAGGACUGGCUGCAAUGGCUAAGGCCACACUGCAAGUUAUUAUGGAUAAAAGUUGGAGGAUUCGUUGCAGCGACUGGGAGGCAGACGAACUCACAGACAGACAAACAAAAUAUGCAUCAGUCGAUGCCCACAUAGCCAUAAAGAUGUUUGUUAACUUUAUCAACAUGUUGGACCGGAGUCCGUGGUCAUUUAUGUUCAGAAACAGGACUGUUGUGUGGAACCAGUUGGAUAAGAUUUGUUGGGAAUAUGUCGAUGUGCAAUACAAGCAGAAGAAUAAUGUGAAAGCUAAAUGUGACGCGAAAACAGAGAACAAUCAAUUAACAGCGAAGAAGGAGGCGUCAUUGAGCAAGCGGUAUUCUAACGCGAUACGCAGCAAGCCUCUGUAUCACAACAGCUUCCUGCAGGCGCCCGACGGGGAGCUGCUGUGCUCCUGCGACAACAAGAAGGCCUUGUGGUACGUUGAGAAGGCAUUAGCGGACGUGGUGGUGGAGGAGCCGCUGACCGUGCGGCUGCGCUUCGAGCCGUCCGGCCGCUCCGUGGGCGACGUCGGCAAGUUCUACCAGCUGGUCAAGGAGAACAAGUGCGUGGUGUGCGGCGCCACCAACUCCUACAUCAGGAAGAACGUCGUGCCUAGGGAGUAUAGGAAGUGUUUCCCAGAGAUAAUGAAGGAGCACUCGUCCCACGAUGUGGUGCUGCUGUGCGCGCGCUGCCACCGGCGCAGCGACGCGCUCGACCAGCGCGCGCGCGCGGCGCUCGCGCAGCGCUGUCUCGCGCCGCUCGCGCGCUCCGACACUGCCAGAUACCUGGCGGAUGCCCAGGGGAAGAAGAUUCGCUACGCUGCGCGCGCGCUUCUCUAUCAAUCCAAGAAGCAUAACUUACCAGAAACGAGACGAAAAGAACUGGAACGAAUUGUUCUGGAGCAUUUCAACCAGGAGAUGAUCACUGAAGAGUUGCUACAAGAGGCGGCUGAAAUACCAGCUUUCAUCGAAAAUUCUUCAUACGAGUCUCACGGGCUGAAGGUGGUGGAAUGGUACCUGGAGCACGGCGGGGGGCUGUUGCGGCUGGAGGAGAUCUGGCGGGAACACUUCCUGGACACCAUGCGGCCCAAACACAUGCCCGAGCUGUGGUCCGUCAAGCAUAAUGAGGAAAGAUUGCGAGUUAAACUGAAGGAAGGGCGAUUAUCGGAAGAACAGUUGAAGUCCAUCGGCAUCUGUGCAUCAAGAUGGUUAUAAUAUAUUUUGAAAUCUAAUAAAAUAAUUAAUGAGUUAAAAAUAUUUUUUUUAUAUAUAUGUUGAAUGUGCUCAUGUUUAGUAAGAAAAACAAUUUUAUAAAAUACAUUGCUAAAACUGUUAACAUGACAUUUCUUUUUUAAUUUAAUUUCUUUUUUUUUAAAUAAAGUGAUAUCUCAAUAAGUGAAUAUAACGUAUAUUGAAAAAUC